Naegleria fowleri is the source of this 1065-nucleotide messenger RNA. RefSeq lists its product as uncharacterized. The transcript has 2 exons. Lineage: Eukaryota; Heterolobosea; Eutetramitea; Acrasida; Naegleriidae. Bases 1 to 1065 code for a protein of 354 amino acids. The record is from RefSeq and is a predicted model, not a curated record.
AUGUUGUCGCAGCCAGAGAUCUCUAAUAUUACUACAACCUCUGGAGUCUCAGUUUUUAAUACCUCAGCCAUGACCGAUGACCAUUCUACUAAAUUGAAGCGACAUCAUAAGCUCUUCAGAGUGGUAGUCUUUACUACCAACUCUGUCGAAGAAGUCCUUGCAACCGUCGCAAUGAAUGCCGAUACGUUGUACGAUAGUAGAGUUGUCAAUGAAUUAGAUUGUAUUAUCCUUUUCUUCAAGUCGCGCAAAUUGGCAAACCAAGCAAUAUCUGCUGGUGCUAAGUCCAAGCUCACUAUGAUACCUCAAACCGUCAAAACAUCAUUCCGUUAUAAGGUCGACAAGGAUUUAGACAAGACUAAUAUGCAUUCUAUUAUCUCAACCCUUGGUUCUUCUAUCAACAAUAUCAAUUUUAGCAAGAUGGAAGAUCAGGAAUUUUGGGCUAUUGGUACUAAUAUUGAGUUACCUGCCAAUCAUUUGAAGAAAUUUAAGCUUUCCAAAAUGAGAACAGAUAUCUCUCGCUUCCGUAUUGCCUUUAAUGGUAAAGAAAAAGAUCUUCCUAAACUCAAGGGUGCCAUUAGUUCCCAAUGGAAAGUCAAGAAUGAGAGUAUCGAGUUGGCUAAGAAGAUGGCUGUUGUUGGUAUUAAAAAAGAUCAAAUUACCAAUAACAUUACCAAGUUCGUCCAAGUUGGUGUGGCCUGCAUUUUCAAUUGGUAUGGCCCGGCUAACAAAAACAAACUCGAAUUCAUGAAUAAGGCUCUCAAUAUUAUCAACAUUUCUGCUCAAACAGCGGUCUUUCAUGGUGAACGUAUUGUCAUAUUGGGAGAUUUGAAUGCCAAUACUAAAACAUUCAGUAAGGUAUCUUAUGCCGCCCAUGAACGACUAUUAAUUGACCAAUGUGACAAAUUGAAACUCUUUGAUGUUGUUCCCAUUUCAAACACACCUUCGUUUGCUCAACGCAACAAAUACUCUCAUGGUUUUUCUCGCCAGGACCAUAUUAUUACUUCCCACAAUGAUUAUUCUGGUGUAGAAGAUGUUCCUACUGCUUAUUCUCACAAACUUUUAUAA